Molecule: messenger RNA, 2487 nt
Organism: Mollisia scopiformis
Lineage: Eukaryota; Fungi; Ascomycota; Leotiomycetes; Helotiales; Mollisiaceae
Exons: 2
Coding region: 1-2487 (828 amino acids)
Source: RefSeq, a predicted model, not a curated record
AUGUCUUCAAGGCGGCACAUCCGGACCCUGAGAAGGCUACAGAGAAAAUUGUGGGACAGCAUACGGAAAAUGGAAGACAGACUAGAAUGCCGGUCCUGUUCAGUUCCCAGAGAACUUCGCCAGGCCAUUGGAUCCCUUAGCAUAUACUGUGGAAAGCGUAUCGACGCUGCCGACAGAUUCAUCAGGAGGUAUAGGAAGCAAUUUGCUACCAGGUUCUUUCACUGGAUAUUGUUAGGACUCCCAGGUUUCAAUUUAUUUACAGAAUUUCAUACCCAACUUGUCGACUGUCAACAAUGGGCUGAUGUAAUAAUCCAGACCAUGGCUAUUCUUUUGCUGAGCGCCGAGGCAAGAGCAAUUAGUAUCAAUCGAGAUCUCCACCCUCAGAACGUUCCUCGAGGGGCUGAGGAAGUAAAGUGUUGGGUCCACCUUCCUGAGAGCUUUACGUACUGCAAAGUGGAAGAAGGGUGGGCAAAGAUUGAGUGCCGAGAAGAUCUGAAAGAAGCUCUCGAAGUGACUCAGAUACAACAUCCCAGACGCAUAAGAAAUAGAAACGAUCUUGUCUCAAAUGGUGUUGACCUCGAUGGUUUGGAGCUAUUAGUUGGGCGAAUACUCUAUAAUGGGAGCAUACCGAGCUCGACGGAAUCCAUUUCUUAUACACGAAGUCCACCACCAAUUGAGAGCCGCCCGAACCAGCAUCGUCGCCGUUACAGGACAACUCGCGCUGUCAGUCCUAACCAGCGACCUGAAGCAAACAAUGCUCUGACAGCAUCAAUAACAUAUACCCGACCCAUUGGCCAGCGAGAUGAUCUGUCAACUAGAAUUCAAGUUCCCAAAAGAGACGCUCACCAACCUUCAACGACAAUUCCUGAUGAUCAACGAUCUCGUAGACCUCGCAGCGUCCAACCUACAAAUAUUCAUCCAAAGGACCUACUUUCAAACACAUUUCAACACGGACCAGCCGAGACCAUAGCUUUGAAUAUUCCACUUUUGAAUACAGGCCCAAAUAUCCGGCGUAAUGAUCUACCUCCAGACGUUCGACCUCCAAACACACGUCUCGAGGUCCGUCCGACAGAUACACAUAACACUCGACGUGUGGAUAUACAUCCAGCUGUCGGACCCAGAACUGUUCUUCAAGACAAACUCGAACGUGUUUAUCCGUUCCACCAGCCAUACCAACCAACUCCAGCUGCUAAACAUUGGGUUGCAAACGGAGAACCUAGAAUAGUCGACCUGUUUGUGCGAAAAGAUGAGGAAUCAUCCAGAAGAGAAGACUGUGAUGUGAUCCCCGAUGUAACUAGGCAAGGACAAACAAAACCCCGUUCACAGAGACAAGAUAAAUACACGAGAACGGAAGAGAUCCAAUCGCAGCUCGUACAUCCGCAACAGGAGAGUCAUGUGACUGUUGAGAAGAGCUCGUCACAACGUCCAGAACCGGUGCUCAGAAGAUCCAGACGCAGAUCACCCAACUACAACUCAGAAAACGAGCAAUUGCAGCACGGUGUACCAUUGACAAGAGUGCCUCUAUCUGCAAAGAUAUCUCCUUCUGAUGUACCGCACAUGUACCAGAAACACCAAGUGGGAGGUGAUAUUCGUCCGUUACCUCUUGCGCAAAGAAGGAUUAUCAAUCUUGCUGACAGAAGAGACUUCACUGAGCGUCCAACACUCAACACCAUGGAAAAAAUCCCACAACAUGACCGCACACAGAAGAAUGUUCGCCAAAAAGAGGAGCAUGUACGUCCUCAAGGAAGACCUAAGGUUGAAACCCAUAGCGGUAUUGGCGUAGAUCUCCCAAGAGAUCAGACUAGAAAUAGAACUGCCAUUGAUAAUUCGAUAGCGCCAGUCCUCAAGCCUGAGCAAUUACCCAGGAGCCGUCAGAGCAGAUCUAAGCACAGGGAACCCUCGGUGAACCACACCCAUAAGACCAAUGCGGCUCAUUUCAAUGGGAGCAUGGACUGUGAUACGUCCUCAUUUCCCGAUACGCCUCUCCCUCACAGGGUGAGCCUCAGCAAGGAUGAUCGUCGGCGUUUGGAGUCUCUUGAGAUAAAACAACCUGUUCCAAGAAGGAACUCACUUCAGUUUAGGGGAGACUUGCGUAACUACGCUACGCCAAUCACUGAUCAUAACGCGAACAACCAUAGGAAUAUGGCAGAUAAUGCCAAUAUGGAGCGAAAGCCAGACAAAUUCCUCCAAAAAAGGCCGCCAGGAUCCAGCCACAUUAGUUCGGAGAAAACGCAAAUGAGUCGAACUUCCUCAAGGGCACCAUCCUCAUCGGGCUAUGAUCCAGGAAUUGGAAUGUCAAGGACUGAAAGCCAGACUUCUAACCCUGUAUUUGAAUCUUCCACGGAUUCAGCAGCACGUCGAGGAUCAACUAAGCAAAUGCCGUUGGCAUAUAAGUUCGAUGAAGGCAGAAGAGGGAGGCGCGAUGUGUCUGCAAGCAGCUACGACUCUGGUAUUGGGAUGUCCAGUGAUGCCGAAAGCCAAAGAUGA